Caenorhabditis remanei is the source of this 726-nucleotide messenger RNA. RefSeq lists its product as uncharacterized. NCBI's taxonomy places the organism in Eukaryota, Metazoa, Nematoda, Chromadorea, Rhabditida, Rhabditidae. Gene Ontology annotation, biological process: protein import into mitochondrial matrix. The record is from RefSeq and is a predicted model, not a curated record. Gene Ontology annotation, molecular function: transmembrane protein transporter activity. Gene Ontology annotation, cellular component: mitochondrial inner membrane; TIM23 mitochondrial import inner membrane translocase complex. The coding region runs from base 1 to 726 and encodes 241 amino acids. The transcript is spliced from 3 exons.
AUGGGUUGGUUCGGAAUUGGCGGUCACGACACUCCAUCAUCGUCAGUGGAGGUCUCCGCGCAGCCAGUCGAUCUCAGCGCCGGUAUGAACUUUGCGGUGCCCGGAUUUGAUUCGCCAACGCCCGCACCAUCAUCGGUCCCGGAUCAUUCUCCGUUCCCGGCCGCUCCAGUCCUCGCCUUGGAUCAACUGAAAUCGGCGGGAGUCAAUGUAUCUCGACAAAUGACACCUUACGUGCAGAUGGAUCCGUCCAUGUUCGCCUCUCAGCAGCCACAAUACAUUAUGCCUGAAGGAGGUGUCGCCGGAAAGGGAAAAUUCGAAUUCGCACUCGGGCAUAUUGGAUGGGCAGUCGGUGGUGCAUUCGGUGUGGGUUGUGCUCGCGGAGCCGUCGGUGAGCUCCUGAACCCAGAAACUCGUAAAAUGGUUGGAAAACCAUGGAUGACGCGUAUGGUGAACGCGACGAUGAAGCACGGAUCAGGAUUCGCUCAACCCGCUGGAGCGAUCGUCUUCAUGUACUCAGCACUGGAAAUCGGACUUCGAUCGGUUCGAGCAGAGGACGAAUUGAAUGGAUUCGGAGCCGGAGCACUGACUGGAGCCAUCUAUCGAUCGCCUCAUGGACUGAAAGCGUCUGGAAUUGGAGCACUCGUCGGAUUGGGUAUUGCCACCGCGUGGACACUGUCGAGCACCGAUUCGAGACAACGACUCUCCGAAAUGUUCAAUAAUCAUUGA